UCAAGCCAAACCAAUUUCACAGCAUAAAUCAUCGUUUCGUGAGUUGUUUAAGAUCGUAAAAGGUACCGUACAACUGUUUUUUUGGAGUGAACAAUUGUAAAGUCAACCGGCACAAGAGUAGAACUGCUCCUGUCCUGCUGUGUCCUGCUUUACGGUGCCAGUUAUAAAACGAAAAAUUCGGUCAUUUUGACCGUGAAUAUUAGUGCGUAAAGUGAGCGUUCGUACGCACGUAUUCGUAGUGUUCUCUAUUCAAGUUCGUGGCCAUCGUUUCGACCCCGUUAAAGCUCCAGUGGUCCCCGCCGUGCUUUUGUGUGAAGUGUUUUCCUGUUGGAGCCGAUCCGACCCUCAAACGCGUCCACAUUGCAAAAGGCAGAGCAGAGCGUCUAGAGUAGUUCUUCGAGGUCAAGUCGCACGAGUAUCUCCGAACACGGCGUCCAUUCCAGCCGGCUUGAGGUGAGGCGUUUGUGUCUUCCUUCGCAAUCUAUUGCGUCGUAGGUUUGGUGUUCUGUGUUGUGUGAUUUGCCCCGUGAAUCCGUGCUUGGCCAGCUGGGGUUUGUCCUCUGUAGACAACACGUGUUUCGUGUGAAACGGUAUAACGGUUUGUACGUCGCCGGUCGAGAGAGAGAGAGAGUAAACAGUGACAUUUACUUCAGCAACAGCAGCAGCGACAACCCGGUAGAACGAUUCAGUUUCGCAAGGGUUCAUCUCGACUUCGACCUCUCCCCUUUGCCAGCGCCGAAGCCGGUUGGCCGAAUUUUAUGCGAUUCCUUGGCGAUUUUCAAACGAGCAACGGUCAACUGAAGCGGCGAGGAUACGCGACGGCCCCCAGUCCCCAUUCCAGCCGGCUUCAAGUUCGGAACCGGUGCUUUCGUUCUCUUCGUUCGCUUUCCUGCCAUCUGCGCACCCCCUUGCGCCGAGGCCAUCGAAGGAUCUCCGAAGAAAAAGCGAGGAACGCUGAGAGCUGAUCAGUGAUCGACUGACAACCGACGUCGACAGUCGCUGUCGGUUUCGGUGAACGCGAUCGCCGAAUAUCCCGAAGGAUCCGGGACCGUCGGUGGCGCCACCUACGGGGUGGUCUCGAGAGUUUCUCUCGCUCUCUCUCCCUCGUUGUCUCUCCGUUGUCCCUGUUAUCGUCAGUUCCAGCCAGUGCUUUCGGGGAUCCAUUUAAACUCGAGGCGAUAAGAGAAGGUGCAUUAGAGCUUCUUCUUUUUGGAAGUUCCACCGGGGUCUGAACGGAAAGGAAUGUGAAUUGCCCGGACCGUAGACCGCUAGCUAGGCUGUGUUUGCGAUAGUGUGAUAGUGUCGUCAUCGUCGUCAUCGUCGUCGUCGUAGUCAUCGUUACUGAUGAUGAGGAGAGUGGCCACGGUGAUGGUGAUGAGCGUCAGUAUGAUGAGCGUUAUGAUUGUGCGUGCCGGCACCGCAGAGCACCUUUUAAUGGCGAGGGAAACGAAAAACGUCCACUCGAGUGUCUAGUAGUGCCGUCGUCCAUCGUCGUCGUACGAUUGUGUGUGCGCGUAGGCCAAGAAUAGCCAUCCGUUCGUUCGUCCGUAAACGGUGAUCACCGUAUCUAGCGUUUGUUGUGUAGUGUGGGCGGAGGCGAUACGGAAGAUAUUGGUUAUAACGAAAAGGAAAGUUGAACGUGCGUGCGUGCGUGCGAGAAAGUUGGCCUCGCGGUGUGCGUCUGUUUGUGUCGCAUUUGAUGAUCAGAGCGCGUUUGAUGUCAAGUGGUUGCUCGAGUGGCACAUCCCGAAAGCGAGCUGCGUCCAUUUUCGGUGGUAAUACAGUUAGAUAAGCGGAGCGUUUUUAGUGUUUUUGAAGUGCCCCAGUGUCUAAAGUGGUUGGAACGGAUUCGUUUCGGGGUUUAAAUGGUUUCGAAACAUAAUUGAGACCGUUAAGGUAGUCUCGCUCGAGUGAUAAGCAUAAGUAGCAGCCGUAGGAGCAGCAUCAGCAUCGAAGUGAUCCAAGUGAUCCGCUCUUUAAAACGCACCCCCCAAGGCACCCUCUGCUCGUAGUCAUGACAACGAAUAGUAGCAACCUGAAGCUAUCUGGAAAUAUAAUCGGUCUCACAUCCAAGCAACAACCACAGCACAGUCAGCAGCAGCAGCAGCAGCAGCAUCUGCAGCACCAGCAACAGCUCACGCACCAACAGCACCAGCACCUUCAGCAGCAGUUCCAGAAGCAGAAACUGAAACACUCUCAGCAUCAGCAACAACUCCAGCAGUUACAGCAACAGCAGCAACAUCAGCAAUCACUCGGUACGAUUCAGCCAGCCGGUUCGAUAGUGACCAGCUCGCUAUCGAACGGUGUCGGACCACACGGACCACCAGGUGGUGGUGCUGGUGGCGGUGGAACUGCCGGUGGUGGUGUCUUUACGUCAGCCCUCACUAAUGGUGGCGGUGUUGGAGUGAAGUCUUCGGUGCUCGGUGGACUGAUCAGCGGUAUACCGCAGCACACGUCCGUGCCAGUGUCUUCGUCAUCGUCCUCGCUGUCGCCGCUGGCCUCCGCUGGUAGCCACAUCCCGCCACGGUAUCAACCACCACCUCAUCCACCCGGAGGCAUCCUCAAGAACGGUUACACCAACGGUCACCUGCGGGCUUAUCAUUCGCCGCGACAGCAUCAGCUGCAGCAGCAGGACGGCCACGGACAGAACGGACACAGUGGUCCCGUUGUGACCUUCAGCAACACCAACACCAAACAAUCGUACGGUGGUGCGGCCGAACUGAACCUAAAGCGGCCACCCAACCCAUCACGCCUGCUAGCACCUCGUCAGCACAUUCGCUUCUCCAAUCUACCGCCCCUCGUGAACGGUGGCCAAGGAGUGAGCCGCGCCGAGGCGACGACAUCAUCAUCGGGCAGCGCCAGCACGGUGACCACGGUCACAACGAACGGUAGUCAGCAGCAGCAGCAGCAGCAACCGUCGACCGUACUAAGUCAGCAAACGAUUCAGCAGGCUCACCUGUUGCCACCAUCCCAAUCGCACGCACGGCUCAGCUCAGAGUCUUCGUCCGAGGAUCAGACGACGAGUUCGACGCGAUCACUGCAGGCACACCUGGGGCACGCGAAGCCGGCACCAUCCGCUGCCCACAUCCACCAGACGACGGCCAUCGUCCACCACAACGCCAGCGGUAUAGCGGUUGGCAGUAGCAGCAGCAGUAGUAGUGGCGGUGGUGGUGGUGGUUCUGGGCACUCAAUUCAAUCACCCGUUUCCUCCGUUACGUCCGCAUCGUUAGUCAACGGACCAGCAACACUACCUUCGUCGCAGCUGACCGGCAUUAAACCGGCUCAGCCACCCUCGUCCAACUUACCCACGGCCAUCGGCAACGGCAAUCACCUGCAUCUGCACCAUCAACACCAACACCACCAACAGCAGCAGCAGCAGCAACAGCAUCCGGUUCAGGUGCACCAACAUCCGGCCCUUCAGCAGCAGCAUCAGCAGCAAGAGAUGUUGAAGUUCGUCCGGAAGGCUGAGUCAGAGACUUCCUCCACACCGACCUCCUCUACUGGUGGUGGCGGUGGUGGAGGAGGAGGUGGAAGUGGUGUAAAUGGUGCUGGAGUGGCAGGUAGCAGUAGUAGCAACGGUGCUGGCGGUGGUCGCGUUGCCACCCUCGACCAGAAUCGACACUUUCAGAAUCUGCUGGCGGAGUUGAGGGCACUGAAGGAGGCUAAUCAACGGUUAAGUGACGACAACCAGGAGCUACGGGAUCUGUGCUGUUUCCUGGAUGAUGAUCGGCAGAAGGGCCGCAAGCUGGCACGCGAAUGGCAACGCUUCGGUCGCUACACGGCCAGCGUUAUGCGGCAGGAGGUGUCCGCUUAUCAGACGAAGCUGCGGCAACUGGAUGAUAAGCAGCAGGAGCUGAUCCGCGAUAAUCUAGAGUUGAAAGAGCUCUGCCUGUACCUGGACGAGGAACGGAACAACAACUCAAACAGUCGCACGGCUGCGGUGGCAGCAGCAGCAGCGGCAGCCGCGGCCUCAUCAUCCACGUCGGCAGUCUGUUCGAACUGUGGCAAUACGAAUGCGAACGCUGUAGCUGCCCUGCGUGAUGAUGGCGAUGGCAGUAGCUCCAGUACGAACGCCGACGAAAACCUGCACAACAUUGGCCAGUUCGGUCGCAAUGGCAUGACGGACCUCAACAUGCGUUCGACGCUCAGCGACCAGACGCUUCAGUACGUCCGGGCCCUCGAGUCUCGGAUACGGCAGCUCGAGGAGGAACGAGCGGUGGUACUGAACAACACGACUGUCGCGACGACCAACGGUGGUAGUGGCAAUGCUGGCAGUGGCAAUGGUGGUGGUGGGGGUGGUGGUGGUGCAAGUCAGCUGACCUCCAGUGCGGAUCCAAUUUCCGGACGACCCGAAGCGGUGGUGCGAGCGCUGCAGGUGCUCGAGGUGCGUGAGCAGCUGGAACGCGAACGGAUCGGUACGACGCCACCGGAUCAGCUGGACGAUGGCGAGAAGGCGCUCGUACGCGAGAUGUGCAAUGUGGUGUGGCGCAAGCUAGAGGAAGCUCCCAACACCGGUAUCGAUCAGCAUGUGUGAUGAUGAUCGAGAUCGGUGAGGCGAGGAUUCGCCACUCGCUAGGCGACGCGAAGAUGUACAAAUUAAUGCUAAUGAUGCUAGUUCUCUGCGUGGGGAGAGAGGGGAUGGUGAGCAUCCCCUGCCUUCUUCCUUUCAUCGGGUGCACACACUCCAAUCCGCGCGUUGACAAUAACCGAUCGAUCGAGAGUGAUCGAGAGGAUGUUUUGUCGAGUAGGGAUAGGAUAGGAAGGAUAGGUGUGCAAAACAGGAGCAGGGAGGUCAGGAUGAGGCGCGAGAGGAGCGAUUCGAAGGGCGAUCUUGCGUCCGUUUGCAAGAUCCACCCUUCGUCUGUCUCACUCUCUCUCUCUCUCUAGGGAUGUCGUCCGACGGUUAGGUUUUAGUGUAUUUAUCGGCGGUCAUCAGGUGAGCCGUAGGGCUAUGCGAAGGUCUUGGAGAGGGGAGAGUACGGAGGUGAUAAGCUUUAGAAGUAGUGCCGAGCGGUUCAAGCCAGCGACACUCGGAGAGGCUCUAGGUUGAACAACCGUGAACGAGGGGUUGGGUCAACGAGUAAUUAGAUAGUGUAGGGCGGUAGGGCGAAGACGGGAAUUGUUUUACAUUUUGUACAGAGUCACCCACGAAUGAUCCACCGUGCGUAUAUGGUGAGCAGGCAGUGACGAUGCUUGAUGAAUGUGUGCGUGUUUAUGGUUUAAGAUCAACGAUCGAUGUAGUGCUUGGCUUGUAAGUGUUGUUUUAUGUAUGCCUUCAUUUAUAUACACGUCCUGUCUGUAUGUCUAAUAUUUUAUUGCUAUUUUUAUGAGUAUUUUACGCAGAGCAUUAUUA
Anopheles aquasalis is the source of this 5353-nucleotide messenger RNA. RefSeq names its product coiled-coil domain-containing protein 85 (gene Ccdc85). The record is from RefSeq and is a predicted model, not a curated record. Lineage: Eukaryota; Metazoa; Arthropoda; Insecta; Diptera; Culicidae.